CAUUUUUUAAACUUCCGUGUUAGCGAAUGUUCUCUCUUUUCUACCAGGCCGAUCCAACAUGGGACGAGUCAGGACCAAGACUGUAAAAAAGGCCGCCCGGGUCAUCAUCGAAAAGUACUACACGCGUCUGGGCAAUGAUUUCCACACCAACAAGAGGGUGUGCGAGGAGAUCGCCAUCAUCCCCAGUAAGAAGCUGCGCAACAAGAUCGCAGGGUAUGUGACCCACCUGAUGAAGCGGAUCCAGAGGGGUCCUGUUAGAGGCAUCUCCAUCAAGCUGCAGGAGGAGGAGAGGGAGAGGAGGGACAACUAUGUUCCUGAGGUCUCUGCCUUGGACCAGGAGAUCAUUGAAGUGGACCCUGACACCAAGGAGAUGCUGAAGCUGCUGGACUUCGGCAGCCUGUCCAACCUGCAGGUCACCCAGCCUACAGUCGGAAUGAACUUCAAGACCCCAAGAGGAGUCUAGGCAUUUGUAAUAUAUCUCUCAAUAAAGAGAACAAAAAAAGUG
This is a messenger RNA of Scleropages formosus (Asian bonytongue), 505 nucleotides long. RefSeq names its product 40S ribosomal protein S17. The record is from RefSeq and is a predicted model, not a curated record. Gene Ontology annotation, biological process: translation. Gene Ontology annotation, cellular component: ribosome. NCBI's taxonomy places the organism in Eukaryota, Metazoa, Chordata, Actinopteri, Osteoglossiformes, Osteoglossidae. The coding region runs from base 59 to 463 and encodes 134 amino acids. The transcript is spliced from 5 exons. Gene Ontology annotation, molecular function: structural constituent of ribosome.